This is a messenger RNA of Gadus chalcogrammus (walleye pollock), 2689 nucleotides long. RefSeq names its product indian hedgehog B protein-like. Gene Ontology annotation, biological process: cell-cell signaling; protein autoprocessing; cell fate specification. Gene Ontology annotation, molecular function: calcium ion binding; patched binding. Bases 932 to 2212 code for a protein of 426 amino acids. The record is from RefSeq and is a predicted model, not a curated record. Lineage: Eukaryota; Metazoa; Chordata; Actinopteri; Gadiformes; Gadidae. The transcript has 3 exons.
CCCAACCACGAGCUGUGCGCGCAGAGUAUGCUCCUUGUUUCAGGUGCGCGAUCCUUUUAUACGCGCACCUUUUUACGCACACACGACCUGGUUCAAAGUGCCUCUUAUCCGUAUCGCAGUCCCCGCUAGACCCGGGUCAGGUUUGACCCGUCGUCUGGCUACAGCCACCUUUUCUCCGGCGAGGCUGCGGGAAAGAGAUGAAGGAAGGAGACGCGUCGUGCCACCGUGCGGGGAGGGGCGCAAGCGGCGGUGGAGCUGGAGGAGGACGGGAGGACUCGCUCCUAAGACUUGGAGGGCGCGGUCUUCGCUCUCCACGCGCACUUCGUUUAUAUUCCAAUUCUUCCCCCAGUUCCAUUUCUGCCAGCUGCCCUUGCGCAACGCAGGGACUACCCUCCAGUUGAGGGAAGAGAAACACAGAAACCGAGCGCGGUGACAGCGACACCCCUCCUCUGUCUGACCGCCGCCUGCCCACGCGCGCCGUGUAGUGGGAUAUCUUUGUGUGCACCCCACCCCCCCCCCCCCCUCCCUUCCUCUGAGGGGCCGUUUCUCACCGUCCGACACGGGUUCGAACCCCCGCUUUGAACGCUAGUGCCAAAACAAACGGACCUCGGCUAUUUAUUGUCCCCCCCUGUCUCCACGUACCCCGCGGAGUGGGGAGAGCACACUGAGACAAUUUGGAGCCCGUUUAGGUACCCCCGCGCGUCUCCAAACCAGAGCGGAGCGGUGCGCUUUUUACGCUUGAGGAAAUGGCCAAUUCCGGGGACUCGUUGGACCCGCUGGAUCCGGUUCACUUGAUCACACGGUAGAGCUCCACGCAACAAAACGACUACAAUAACAUCAACAACGACAGAGAGCUCCCGGGAUAAGGUUUAAAAUACGGUUUGGUUCUGAUUCCGCCGAUCUGCACCGGAAACCGCCGGCGGGGUUUGGAAUGCGGCCCGCGGCGCUGUUGACGCAUCUCGUUCUCCUCCACCUCCUCCUCCUCCUCUUCUGCUCCCCGGCGGUGGAGGGCUGCGGGCCGGGCCGGGGCUAUGGCCAGCGGCGCCCCCCCCGGAAGUUGGUGCCGCUCGCCUACAAGCAGUUCAGCCCAAAGGUGGCGGAGAAGACGCUGGGCGCGAGCGGGAGGUACGAGGGCAAGAUCACGCGGAGCUCGGAGCGCUUCAAGGAGCUCACGCCCAACUACAACCCGGACAUCAUCUUCAAGGACGAGGAGAACACGGGCGCGGACCGCAUGAUGACCCAGCGCUGCAAGGACAAGCUUAACUCUCUGGCCAUCUCCGUCAUGAACCUAUGGGCAGGGGUCCGGCUCCGCGUGACGGAGGGGUGGGACGAGGACGGACACCACCUGGAGGAGUCACUCCACUACGAGGGCCGGGCCGUCGACAUCACCACCUCCGACCGCGACCGCCACAAGUACGCCAUGUUGGCGCGGCUGGCCGUAGAAGCGGGCUUCGACUGGGUCUACUACGAGUCCAAGGCGCACGUGCACUGCAGCGUCAAGUCAGAACAUUCCGUGGCCGCAAAAUCCGGCGGUUGUUUCCCUGGCGACGCCUUGGUUACCACGGAGACCGGCGGCCGGACAGCCCUCCGCGACCUCCAACCCGGGGACCGUGUCCUCACCGCAACCUUUGACCCCGCCCACCUGGUCUACAGCGAGGUCCUGACCUUCCUGGACCGCGACCCCGCGACCCGGAAGCUCUUCUACACCGUCCACACCCACUCCGGCGCCGCCCUCUCACUGACCGCCGCCCACUUGCUCUUCGUCGCCCGCGGCAACUGCACGGAAGGGGCGGAGCCGACCCCGGGCAAUGCCAUGAUGGCGGUGUACGCCAGCGACGCCCGGCCGGGGCAGUGCGUCCUGGUGGUCGCCCCCGGCAACAGCGACGGCGGCGACCAGGGGGGCCGUCUCUCGCGGGUGGUGGGGGUCUCGGGCGCGAGGGGGGGGGGCCGGAAGGGGGCGUACGCUCCGCUCACGGCCCACGGGACCCUGGUGGUGGACGGCAUGCUAGCCUCGUGUUACGCCGCAGUCGACGGCCACGAGCUAGCGCACGCAGCGUUCGCGCCGCUGAGGCUUCUGGGUAGGUGGUGGGGUGGAGGGAGAGAGGGGGGGGAGGGGCUACACUGGUACGGAAGGGUCUUACACUGGGUGGGCCGGAAGUUGCUGGACCCGGGGAGGUUUCACCCACUAGGCAUGGCCGAGGACGGCUGGUGAGGGUGAUGGGGAAGGGUUAGGACGCUAACGCUAACGGACAAAGCUAGUUGGAACUUAAAGACAAAGACAAGUGGGGAGGCUGUGCGUGCGAGUUUGUGUAUGCGUGCGAGUGUGUGUGUGCACAUAUGAGUGAUUGUGCGAGUGUGUGUUGGUGGGAGUCUGGGCGCGUGGGAGUCUGGGCGCGUGUGAGUGCGAGUGUGCGCGCGGGUGCCUAAGAAUUGCGUGCUCUGAAUGUAUUUCGUAGGAUUCCUCCGUCGCUGAACUCUAACGUAACAGCAGACACCGCGCUAUUCCCUUUUAGCGGCCCUCAAAGACAAAGGAAAAAAAGCAUUUUUUUUUGCCGGGUUUACAGUCCUGUUCAGAAAAAAAAGCGUCUGGAAAUAGCCGAAAAAGGGAAGAGGAAGCACUUGCUCAACGAAUGAAAGUGAACAAAAACAUGAGAAUGGACCGAAGAGUAAACAUAUAGCCUGCAUGAGA